Messenger RNA from Striga hermonthica, 816 nucleotides. NCBI's taxonomy places the organism in Eukaryota, Viridiplantae, Streptophyta, Magnoliopsida, Lamiales, Orobanchaceae. The record is from the annotation of a GenBank genome assembly.
AUGUAUGAUAAUCUUGGAGCACAGCCUGGAGGGCCUCGAUUACCGAAUGUACAGCCGAAUGUCCCAAAUCCUUUUGGAAAUUCCUUCUAUGGCGCGAGUUCAGGUUUCAUCAAAGGCGGUCUUGGUGCAUAUGGAGAGAAGAUAUUAGGAUCCAGCUCCGAAUAUGUGCAGAGCAAUAUCAGCAGGUACUUCUCUGACCCUCAGUACUAUUUCCAAGUGAACGAUCAUUAUGUGAAGAAUAAACUGAAGGUCGUUCUUUUCCCAUUUCUGCACAGGGGGCAUUGGACAAGAAUCAGUGAGCCGGUUGGUGGCAGGCUCUCCUACAAGCCACCAAUUUAUGAUAUAAAUGCUCCAGACUUGUACAUUCCUUUUAUGGCAUUUGGGACCUAUCUGGUUCUUGCUGGCCUGUCAUUAGGCCUACAUGGGAAAUUUAGCCCUGAAGCUCUAAACUGGCUGUUUGUAAAGGGGCUGGUCGGCUGGACCUUCCAAGUGGCCCUUCUCAAAAUGACAAUAUUCUCCCUGGGUGGCGGUGAGGCUCCUCUGCUCGAGAUGGUGGCAUACGCCGGCUAUACAUUCGCGGGUCUGUCUCUAGCUGUUUUGGGCAAAAUAUUCUGGGGAUACGCGUAUUAUUUUCUGCUACCUUGGACUUGCUUGUGCAUGGGUAUUUUCCUGGUGAAGACAAUGAAGCGGGUUUUGUUUGCCGAAGUUCGGACAUUUGACUCGAGCAGACACCAUUACCUGCUUCUCUUUAUCGCCCUUGCGCAGUUUCCGCUCCUCAUUUGGCUCGGGAACAUCAGUCUAAACUGGCUUUUUUAG